AAAAUUAGAAAUUUCAAAGCAAGGAAGGGACUGCAACGAAAAUGUUUCUCCAUUUUGGAAUACUACUUCUUCUGUCCCAAGGACUCCUUGGCGAAGGGGACGUUUCGGAAGCAAUAGAUGGAGACAGCCGAAUUAUAGGUGGCAAAGAUGCCACUCCAGGCAUGGCUAACUACCAAGUUUCAAUUCGUGAUCAUACAGGAUACCGAGAAUGGCACAGUUGCGGAGGGUCUAUUAUAAAUGAAGAGUACGUCUUAACAGCCGCUCAUUGCAUUUUUGAGAAAAACAUAAAAGACAUGUCAAUAGUCGUUGGCAGUCAUACGAUCAAUAAAGGCGGCGACCGAUACAAGAUUAAGAAAUUGAUCCGUCAUGAGAAGUAUUCUGAGCCGGUUUUAAAGAAUGACAUAGGUGUCGUACAGAUAGAAGGCAAAUUCAAAUAUAACGAUAAGGUUCAACCCAUUGAGUUGUUAAAAGAAAUGGCACCCAUUGGAAAAAAAUGUCUCUUUACUGGCUGGGGAUAUGAUGACCUUAGAGAUGAAACUGUACCUAACGAUCUUCAAAUGUUGGAGUACGUAACAAUAAGCAAUGACGACUGCACUAAACAAUUAAAACGCUCGCCUUACCCGAAAUUGGUGCCCGUAGACAGGCCCGAACAACUCUGCGCUAAGCGCCCGAACCACAAAGGUGCAUGCUAUGGUGAUUCUGGUGGUCCUCUCGUCAUUCAGGACGAGAAGAACAAAACUGUUCAAAUAGGAGUCGUGUCCUGGGUAGUUCCCUGCGCCAAAGACUUUCCCGAUGUAUUUGCUUCAGUCCAUGGUUACUACGAUUGGAUACAGGGCAAAAUUAAAUGAAUUACAUAUUGAAUAAUUCAAGACAUCUGAUUAAAAU
Molecule: messenger RNA, 885 nt
Organism: Pieris rapae (cabbage white)
Lineage: Eukaryota; Metazoa; Arthropoda; Insecta; Lepidoptera; Pieridae
Product: chymotrypsin-2-like
Exons: 5
Coding region: 42-848 (268 amino acids)
Biological process (GO): proteolysis
Molecular function (GO): serine-type endopeptidase activity
Source: RefSeq, a predicted model, not a curated record